AUGGACGACACAUCGACCCCGACCAACGAGACGUUUGCUGGCAAUGCUCUCGCGGCUCAAAAACCGCUCCCUUCCUCUUUCUCCGAUUUUUCCGAGCCACCGCAGACUGCCGACUCUCCGAACGACAAGUUGCUGCACUCCUACGGAGAAAAAACCCAUGGCGUCAGGAAAUCGCGCGAUCCGUCCGACAUGAACAUCGAUGACUCUGAUGGCGAGAUGGGCCAUGGUGACGACGCUGCCGGCCUAUCCGACGAAGAGAGCAUCGCCGCCGAUGGCAAGGCAAACAAGAAGAAGAAGUCGCUGCGCUUCUACUGCACCGACUAUCCCCCCUGCAAUCUCAGCUUCACGAGAAACAACCUACGCCAACAUGCCCAGACAGUCCACGUCAACGAGGACAUUCCGAUGGACUCUCUUGCCGCAACUGGUACUCGCUUUCAGCGGCAAAUUCGCACAGACCGCGUCCGCGCUACUUCCGGCCGGGCAAGAACGUCCACCACCGGCGCCAUGGGCACGCCCACCCGUGGCCACUCCAAGUCGCUGUCCACGUCCAGCAUAACCAGCGUCAGUUCCGUUGCCUCGUCUGUCUUCUCACCACGUGACGACCUGCGCCGACGACCACCCCCGCUCGUAAUGGCGGACCCCCGUGUGGCCCCAUAUCGUUCAGGUGCACACGACAAUCAGUAUCGGCCUCUCACCCCUACUGAUUAUGCCAGCCCACCCUCUGCUACCUUUUCCAACGGUCCGGGCAGUCCGCGUUGGGGCCAGGGUCAGGCCAUCGUCUCGCCGUCGCCGUCGCACAGCCGCGCUCAGAGCAUGUAUGUCUCUGGCGUGCGAACCCCCGGCCGGCGUCUAAGCGUCCCGUCCUCGACUACAGACCCCUUCUUGUCUCCCCAGAACACAACGUUUGGCCGUCCGCUGUUCAGCCCAGGAUGUAUGAAUGCUUCCAACGGCGGUCUUUUCUCUCCCCCUAAUGCUGGCAGUGUUCUGGCGUCACCGACAACGUCGACAACGUCUACCUGGUCAAGACGGGACUCCACGUCCACCGUUUCCGACGAUGCCUGGCGUCGCCGGACCUGGCACCCUGACACGCGAGAGUACAAUGCGAUCAAUAACGGCUCCGGUAGCAGCCAUUUAAGCCGUGUCGUUUCGUCUUCACAGUACCAGACUCCACCGACUGCAUCCGUUCCGCUUGCCAACCCGGCAGCCCAACAAACAAACCUGCGCCUGCCAGGCAUCGAGUCUUUCGACCCCCUUCCUCGGCAUCGCCCCGGUUCACCGCCCCGCAGGGCGCCAACGCCUAUGGCAAUCGACUUGAACAACGGCCUUGUUGCUGGCCGGCCAACAUCCAUCUUGCGAAAUCAUAUGGAACCUGGCCAGGAUGACCGCCGGGCACCGGUGAAUAGCCAGUGGGAUGUGCCUCUACAUCGCAAUUUGACAAGGUUGGAGAUUGCGUCGAGCACGUCGCCACGCGACGGGGCUAGUGCUUGGGCUAGUGAGGCCAGUCGCACCGCGGUGGCACAGGCCGAACAGUCUGAUAGAAACACCCACCAACGGCAGCUUCAGCCGAGCGUCCGGUUCGAAGAUGAUAUUCGGACUGCGCCCUCACGCUACGGUGCUCCUGACCCGACGCCUGUCGGAUACAGCAGAGGACACUACCAUACUGUGUCAGCACCAUCCUUCAACAUCACCACGCCACGUCACCAAAAGCGCCAGGGCUGGUACCAGGGCCCUCCACCGGCCACUGCGAAUUUUGAAUCCGAGCGUGCAUCUGGCCCACGUGUCGACCGUAUGGUGCACCCCAAUUUAGCAAGCGGCUUUCAAGGCUUCCCUGCACGUGUACCGCAGACUGUCCAUGAACACCGGCAACAGGCAGCACCUCAACCUUCCGAACCUCAGCGAUACUCCCAACAACAACAGCAAGAACAAGACCCACCUAACUCGCUAAGGCGCCUCGAGGCGCUGGUGGCAGUUGCCACUAGUGAAGUCUCUACCGCUGCCGCCUACUGA
Messenger RNA from Grosmannia clavigera kw1407, 2007 nucleotides. Its product is annotated as c2h2 transcription factor. The transcript has 2 exons. The record is from RefSeq and is a predicted model, not a curated record. The coding region runs from base 1 to 2007 and encodes 668 amino acids. Lineage: Eukaryota; Fungi; Ascomycota; Sordariomycetes; Ophiostomatales; Ophiostomataceae.